Molecule: messenger RNA, 1791 nt
Organism: Ctenocephalides felis (cat flea)
Lineage: Eukaryota; Metazoa; Arthropoda; Insecta; Siphonaptera; Pulicidae
Product: allatostatin-A receptor-like
Exons: 6
Coding region: 370-1641 (423 amino acids)
Biological process (GO): G protein-coupled receptor signaling pathway
Cellular component (GO): membrane
Molecular function (GO): G protein-coupled receptor activity
Source: RefSeq, a predicted model, not a curated record
AGCAAAGUGCCAAGUUUAAAAAAAUUGUUAACUAGUAAAAUAGAUUUUACCAAUAAGUUGACCAGUUUUUAAACUCGCUAGCUCAAAUUUGACCAGAUCUCAAAAAAAAAAAAAUUUGGGAUGCAAACCAAAGUUUAAACCAAUUGGUAACUAGUGAAAUAGAUUUUACCAACAAGUUGAGCAGUUUUUAAACUCGCUAGCUCAAAUUUGACCAGAUCUCAGAAAAAAUUUGUGGGAUGCAAACCAAAGUUUGAACCAAUUUGGCCAAACAAAGUGCCAAGUUAAAAAAACUUUGUUAACCAGUAAAUUUGUAUUAAUUACCAUGAUUAACAAAUUUGUUUGUCCCCUGUGAUCCAAAAAACGUCCAAAAUGUUGGCGUCUUGUACCAACGGAACUUUAGACUUAGAUGCACGUCUCUGCCACAACGAUUCCCUUUGGCAGAACGUCUCCGACGAUUCUGGCAUAGACACAUGGGCAAUUCAACGUAUAGUAUCCACAGUAGUCCCUAUUUUCUUCACCAUCAUCGGUCUGGCUGGACUUCUAGGAAACGCCCUUGUGGUCCUAGUAGUAGCCCUAAAUCCUGGCAUGAGGAGCACCACUAAUAUCCUUAUCAUCAAUCUGGCAGUAGCAGAUCUCUUGUUUGUGAUAUUUUGUAUCCCUUUUACUGCAACUGAUUAUGUCCUGACAGCCUGGCCCUUUGGGGAUUUGUGGUGCAAGAUUGUGCAGUAUCUGAUUGUGGUGACUGCUCAUGCAUCGGUCUAUACCCUGGUUCUGAUGAGUUUGGAUAGAUUUUUGGCAGUUGUCCAUCCUAUUGCAAGUAUGUCGGUCAGGAAUGAGAGGUAUGCCCUAAGGGCUAUCCUGUUGACGUGGACUGUGAUAUUGACGACUGCUAUUCCGGUGGCGCUGUCGCAUGGAGAAGUCAGAUAUUCCUACGGAAACGAAGGCUACUCCUCCUGUGUUUUCCUAGAAUCGGCAGGAUAUUCUAGACCUGCCUUUCAUAUAUCAUUUUUUGCCUCUUCCUAUGUAAUGCCUUUGACUUUAAUAUCAUUUUUGUACAUGAGGAUGUUGGCAAGGCUUUGGAGAGGACCUAUGUCUGCCGUAGGGGCUGCAAGUUCGAGGGAAUCACGACGGGGUAAAAGGCGAGUGACUCGCCUUGUAGUGGUUGUCGUGGCUGCUUUUGCAAUUUGUUGGGCACCAAUACAGAUAAUCCUGGUGCUGAAGUCCCUAAAUCGUUAUCCGACCACAAACGUGACGGUGACGGCCCAGAUCGUCUCCCACGUUUUGGCCUAUAUGAAUUCCUGCGUGAAUCCGGUCCUGUACGCCUUCCUGUCGGACAAUUUUCGGAAGGCGUUUCACAAGGUGUGGUGCAUUGCCGCGGUCCGACGCAGCAUUGGCGUGCAAGCCAGACGACCAGAGGCGGCGGCGGGCCGUUCGGGGCGGCGACGAAGAGCACGGCAGGGCCGAACGGGGGCAACGGCAACAAUGGGGCAACAGGGCCAACAAAAUACCCCCGACACGAGAUUAUUACACCCACAAGAGGGCAACACGCACACGACGCAACUGGACCACUCGACAUACUCUAGGAGCAGACAGAAUAGUCUAUUCGAUGAUCAGACGACCGAGAUGUCCCAGUGCCUCUGAAACAUCAGAAGCUCCUCGCAGCAGCGCGAGGAGGAGACCCUAGUUUGAGGACCACUGGAUAAAGGAAAGAUUUUUACUAAUUUAAUUUAAUAUAAAAAAAUUGCUGAUGUGAUUUGUAAGUUUAAGAUAAAAUUUUGAAAAAAAUAUGUU